CACCACUUAUAUGCGGAUCGAGUCACUUGGAGCCCACGCAGCAAGAAGUAAGCAACCUAGUGUACAAAAGUAACAUAUAUUUAAUAAAUAUAAGGAUUACUUUGGUUGGGGAAGACUGGACUAACGCCAAUUCAGCGAGUGUAAGGACAGACAUGGUGGACUCGGAACAGGUCCUGGGCUGUAAGGCCCCGAUGGGGCUGGUCCUGGUGCUUCUCCUUUCCAGCCUGCUGGGGCCUCUGGGACAAGCACAAGGGCAUCAUUAAAAAGAGAGCCUGCUCUCAAUUACUGUGCGUUAACACCAAAAGCGAAUUGAGCUGCCAAAUCACCGGAAGUCAUUCACUUUCUAUGGGCCUGAGUGACCAAAGCGACACAAGCGUCAAACGCUAAAAGCUCAAGAUUGUGAGAAACCUAUGAGAUACACCAUGAGUUUAACAGGUGAACACAUCCAGAAAGAGCAUUUUCCAAACGGAUUAGUUGUAACAUUUGAGUGUGCAACGGGAUACAGGAGUACUGGAGGAUCUGGUAAAACCACUUGUGCGGCUGGGACAUGGACAACUUCGACACUUAGUUGCGAGAAGUUUAAUUGUGGGAGCCUCGAGCUAGUUAACGGGCAUGUGGAAUACAGUGAAGGAACCUCAUUUGGGAGCGUGGCUACAUUCUCCUGCAAAGACGGGUACAUUUUGAGCGGGCGCGAGAAAUUAACCUGUGGAAAUACAGAAUGGCUAGGCAGAACGCCGACCUGUUCAGUUGUAAAAUGUGACUCACCGCCUUCAGUUGAUAAAGCUGAAGGUCCAUCUCCAAAACGGGAUUUAUAUGAUUUUGCAAGCGUUGUGAGAUACAAAUGUCAGAAGGAUUACACCAUCAAUGGCUCAGCAUCACUUAAAUGUUCAAGCAAUGGAAAAUUCACACCAAAUCCUCCAACUUGUUUAAUGGUUCGCUGCAAAGCGCCGUAUAUUCCAAAUGGUUCGCAAAAGUCUGGAGCCCGCCCUCCGUAUGUACACAGGAGUUUGGUUGAGUACGAAUGUAACCCUGGAUUUAAGAUGGAAGGGGAGGGGGUCAUGACCUGCCAACUGAACAGCACAUGGUCAUCAACGCCAGAGUGCAAAGAGUUUAAUUGUGGGAGCCUCGAGCUAGUUAACGGGCAUGUGGAAUACAGUGAAGGAACCUCAUUUGGGAGCUUGGCUACAUUCUCCUGCAACGACGGGUACAUUUUGAGCGGGCGCAACCGAUUACUCUGUGGAAAUACAGAAUGGCUAGGCAGAACGCCGAACUGUAUAGGGGCCGUGUUCACAAAGGAUCUUAGCGCUAAAAGUAGGCGAGUUAGGAGCACUCCUAGCGUUGUAAAAUGUGACUCACCGCCUUCAGUUGAUAAAGCUGAAGGUCCAUCUCCAAAACGGGAUUUCUAUGAUUUUGAAAGCGUUGUGAGAUACAACUGUCAGAAGGAUUACACCAUCAAUGGCUCAGCAUCACUUAAAUGUAAAAGCAAUGGAGAAUUCACACCAAAUCCUCCAACUUGUUUAAUGGUUCGCUGCAAAGCGCCGUUUAUUCCAAAUGGUUCGCAAAAGUCUGGAGCCCGCCCUCCGUAUAUACAUAGGAGUUUGGUUGAGUACGAAUGUAAACCUGGAUUUAAGAUGGAAGGGGAGGGGGUCAUGACCUGCCAACUGGACAGCACAUGGUCAUCAACGCCAGAGUGCAAAGAGUUUAAUUGUGGGAGCCUCGAGCUACUUAACGGGCAUGUGGAAUACAGUGAAGGAACCUCAUUUGGGAGCGUGGCUACAUUCUCCUGCAAAGACGGGUACAUUUUGAGCGGGCGCAACCAAUUAAUCUGUGGAAAUACAGAAUGGCUAGGCAGAACGCCGACCUGUUCAGUUGUAAAAUGUGACUCACCGCCUUCAGUUGAUAAAGCUGAAGGUCCAUCUCCAAAACGGGAUUUAUAUGAUUUUGCAAGCGUUGUGAGAUACAAAUGUCAGAAGGAUUACACCAUCAAUGGCUCAGCAUCACUUAAAUGUUCAAGCAAUGGAGAAUUCACACCAAAUCCUCCAACUUGUUUAAUGGUUCGCUGCAAUGCGCCGUUUAUUCCAAAUGGUUCGCAAAAGUCUGGAGCCCUCCCUUCGUAUGUACACAGGAGUUUGGUUGAGUACGAAUGUAACCCUGGAUUUAAGAUGGAAGGGAAGGGGGUCCUGAUCUGCCAACUGAACAGCACAUGGUCAUCAACGUCAGAGUGCAAAGCAAUUAUCAUCACCACAACCCCCACUACCACUACUACCACCCCUACAACCAUGACCCCAAAGACCCCCGCCACCACCCAAAAAGACGAGUUUAAUUGUGGGAGCCUCGAGCUACUUAACGGGCAUGUGGAAUACAGUGAAGGAACCUCAUUUGGGAGCUUGGCUACAUUCUCCUGCAAAGACGGGUACAUUUUGAGCGGGAGCGAGAAAUUAACCUGUGGAAAUACAGAAUGGCUAGGCAGAACGCCGACCUGUUCAGUUGUAAAAUGUGACUCACCGCCUUCAGUUGAUAAAGCUGAAGGUCCAUCUCCAAAACGGGAUUUAUAUGAUUUUGCAAGCGUUGUGAGAUACAAAUGUCAGAAGGAUUACACCAUCAAUGGCUCAGCAUCACUUAAAUGUUCAAGCAAUGGAAAAUUCACACCAAAUCCUCCAACUUGUUUAAUGGUUCGCUGCAAAGCGCCGUAUAUUCCAAAUGGUUCGCAAAAGUCUGGAGCCCGCCCUCCGUAUGUACACAGGAGUUUGGUUGAGUACGAAUGUAACCCUGGAUUUAAGAUGGAAGGGGAGGGGGUCAUGACCUGCCAACUGAACAGCACAUGGUCAUCAACGCCAGAGUGCAAAGCAAUUAUCAUCACCACAACCCCCACUACCACUACUACCACCCCUACAACCAUGACCCCAAAGACCCCCGCCACCACCCAAAAAGACGUUCUCCCUGUUGAUCCAACAAGUUCUCCCGGUGAUUCCAAAACAUCGUCGCAGUUCUUGUGGUUUUUAGUACUAGUUCCUAUUGUUUUAGCCGUCGCCAUUGGCCUAACUCUGAAAAAGAGAGGCUCUCAAUCUCUUCGUGCUCCAGUUCCAUUAGAGGAAGACAAGAUAUUGUAGGCUGGUUGCCCUGACGAUGUUCUACUGAUUACCACACCAAGCCGAGAGGGAAGAAUUAUCACUAGACCAGGAUUUGAAUGUAAUCUCCCGCCAUAUGCAAACAAUUCAACUGGGGUCCACAGUCAAUAUAAUUGGCACAGUUGGAGUUCAAUCAGAGGAGUGUUUUUUGGUGCACGCAUGCUUUUCUAAUCAAUCUGGAAUCUGUUCACUUGGCAUCUGAAGGACAUCGAUCACAAAAUCAUAUUGCUUUGCCUUAAGCAUAGCUUACUCCAAUGAAUGCUUCUGAAUUAAUGCUGUAUUAGAUUGAUAGUGUUACAUUCAAUUAUUUAUUUCUCUUCCACCUUCAACAUGUUUAUUUGCCACGUUUUAAGUUUUGAGAAAAGGUCAAUGCGUUUGAUAGAAACAUUUCUGGCUGCAUUUGCUGCCAAAAGUACAAUUAUUUGGUUGAUUACUUUGCCAUCAACCCUGUAUUGUAAACCUUAUUGUAGAUUGAUUUUUGUUAAGAAAAGAAAAUGGAGCCGUUUUGUAUUGCUACUCGUUCUUGGUUGGUCUAUUUGGCCUUGGUCGUUUUGAACCCAAUUUAUGGUUGUAAGCAGAUGAAUUAAACACAAGCCCUUUUUGGAGGGCUUGUGUUUAACCAAUGGGUUGUUGUUUAGUUGUGGAGUUGACGUUAUUGGGUUGGAUGUGUGAAUGUAAAAUAAAAUGUUUUUUUUCCUGUGGUCCCCCACUCAAAUCUCUAAAUGUGGAGGUAAAACAUUUAUAUUUAUUUGAAAUUAAUAAUCGCCCAAUGUUUGAGGUAUGUAUUUUUUGACAAUUUGCACUUAUAGGCUUUGCUGGGGCCGUAGCGCCAUGGAAUUAACAUUCUGUGGUUGUAAAUAAUUGAAAUGAGGUAUAAAUAUGUGUGCAGAUCAAAUCUGAAGCCUCUGAUCAUUGUGUUCCAAUCGUUUGCUAUCGAUUUUCCACAUUCUAAAUGUGACAAAAUGUGAAAAGCGAAAUAAAUCUAUUGACGCCAUUUAAAAAUAUCUAUCAAAAUGGUCAACUGCAUUAGUAAUAUCCAUAAUUUAUUAGCAUUGUAUUUCAUUGUGCCUUGACAACCAUUUGAUAUGAACAUGAGCUUGAAAUUAUAAAAAUGAUUAAAGUACUUCCGUCCA
Messenger RNA from Gadus morhua (Atlantic cod), 4261 nucleotides. Its product is annotated as sushi, von Willebrand factor type A, EGF and pentraxin domain-containing protein 1. NCBI's taxonomy places the organism in Eukaryota, Metazoa, Chordata, Actinopteri, Gadiformes, Gadidae. The transcript is spliced from 28 exons. The record is from RefSeq and is a predicted model, not a curated record. The coding region runs from base 411 to 3110 and encodes 899 amino acids.